Bactrocera dorsalis (oriental fruit fly) is the source of this 1929-nucleotide messenger RNA. RefSeq names its product cytochrome P450 6a22. Bases 141 to 1643 code for a protein of 500 amino acids. Gene Ontology annotation, molecular function: iron ion binding; oxidoreductase activity, acting on paired donors, with incorporation or reduction of molecular oxygen; monooxygenase activity. Lineage: Eukaryota; Metazoa; Arthropoda; Insecta; Diptera; Tephritidae. The transcript is spliced from 2 exons. The record is from RefSeq and is a predicted model, not a curated record.
UUACAAAACUAAAUGAUAGUGAUUAGUGAAGCUUACAACAACGGACGCGUUGAAUUCAACCUCACUGAAACGUAUAGCCGAAACGAAAUUCUUGAAAAUCAAUAACGAGUUUAGUCGCGCCAACUAAUUUCAUAUACAAAAUGGAUUUCUUUUUUGUUAUAUGUUCCACGCUUUUUUUAUUAUUCAUCAGCUAUCUACGCCACAAAUAUCAAUAUUGGGAGCAACGUGGUGUGCCUCAGCUGCAAAUGAAUUUCUUCUAUGGAAACUUCUUCCGCAUAAAAACCAUGCAUAAAACAGAAAUCUUCCACGAAGUCUAUAAAAAGUUUCGUGGUAAAGCAAAAUUAGUCGGUACAUACGUUUUUACCAAACCUGUAGCCGUUGUGCUGGACUUAGACUUGGUGAAGUCUAUAUUAAUUAAAGAUUUCAAUAAAAUCGCCGAUCGUUUCGAACAACGUAAAGGCAGUGAGGGCAUUCUCCAUCGUCACCUGCUUCGUCUGGAUGGCGAAAGGUGGCGUCCAUUGCGCACGAAACUCACACCGACCUUCACAUCGGCCAAAAUGAAGUUUAUGUUUCCCACGCUGGUGACGGUAGCACAACAAUUGGAGGAGGCUUUCAGCAAACAGUUGACCAAAACAUCGAGUGGUGACGUUGAACUACACGAUUUAAUGGGUCGCUUUACAACCGAUGUGAUUGGUCAUUGUGUCUUCGGUGUUGACUGCAAUAGUUUGAAGGAUCCGAAUGUGGUAUUUCGUCGCAUGGGUCGUCGCAUUUUUUAUCCAAAAUAUUUCUCCAUACGUCUACAUAUAUUUAUGACUACAUAUCCCGCUCUCUUCAAAUAUCUGAAAUUUUUCAAUGUCCAGGAACAUUCAAAAGAUCUCGAAGAUUUUAUGGUGCAACUUGUAAGUGAUACAGUACGGUUGCGUGAAGAACAAAACAUACACCGUAACGACUUCAUAGAUUUGUUAAUUGAGUUGAAAAAUUCCAAAGAUACGAAAGGUAUGUCUCAAAUGAGUAUUGAAGUGAUGGUUGCGCAGGUUUAUAUUUUCUUUGCUGCGGGCUAUGAGACCAGUUCUAGUAACUUGAGUAACGGGCUAUAUGAAUUAGCGAAGAAUCCGCACGUACAGGAGAAGCUGAGAGCGGAAAUUAAAAGCAUUCUUGAGAAACAUAAUGGCGAGUUGACAUACGAAGCCAUGAUGGAGAUGACAUAUUUGGAUCAAGUUAUAACGGAGACUCUACGUAAGUAUCCAGCAAUUGGCGCUCUCACCCGUGUCUCCACUGACAACUACAAAAUACCCGAUACGGAUAUCACACUUGAAAAGGGCACACAUAUCUACAUUCCCGUGACAGGGAUCCAUAAUGAUCCAGCUAUCUAUGAUAAUCCUAAGGAAUUCCGCCCGGAACGCUUCCACCCGGAUGAAAUGCAAAAGCGCCACCCUCAGGCUUUUCUCGGUUUCGGUGACGGACCUCGUAAUUGUCUUGGUCUUCGCUUUGGACGUAUGCAAGUGCGCGUUGGCCUCAUAACUCUGCUCAAAUCAUAUCGCUUCAGCUUAACCGAGAAGACACCAAAAAAAUUGGAGAUUUCUAAAAAUCAUCUCGUGCUCGUGCCAAGUAGCAAAGUGUGGUUGAAGGCAGAAAAAAUAUAAAGCUAGGCGAAUGUAUUUAGUAAUAGUAUAUUUUACUUUUUAUGUUUAUGGAUUUGUAUAACUUCUUUUAAGUAGUUUUCGACUCAGAGAAUUGAGAUUUACUAAUACAUAUUGAGCUAUUGUCUGUCUAGUUAAUAUAACAGGCAUUUUUCAGGGAUGUGAUUCGAUACCAAUUCAGUUUGAAGUAGUUGACGAAUGAUCUGUGUAUAUAUCUAAAACUAAAAUUGUCAAAUAUAUUCUGUUCUUUGUAAAAUUUUCAAUAAAGUUAAUUUUGUGUAAUAAUGCA